Scylla paramamosain (green mud crab) is the source of this 5570-nucleotide messenger RNA. RefSeq names its product coronin-1A-like. The record is from RefSeq and is a predicted model, not a curated record. Bases 254 to 1954 code for a protein of 566 amino acids. The transcript has 14 exons. NCBI's taxonomy places the organism in Eukaryota, Metazoa, Arthropoda, Malacostraca, Decapoda, Portunidae. Gene Ontology annotation, molecular function: actin filament binding.
CCCUUCGCAGAAACUAACCUUUUCGUCAUCACCGCCACCAUCAUCAUCAUCAGCUUCAGCUUCAGCAACUCCAUCGACGGUCUGGCGUGCGGUAAACAGCGGUUAUAUGUGAAGUGUACAGCCCCUGAUUUCCACGAGUUAGGCCGCCCUGCCUCUCCCUUCUUCAUUACCCUGUGCUGUUCCAGACGAUGACAUUUAAGGCUGGCUAAGUUUGGCGGUGUACGAUAGUGUGGGUCGAGUUGACAUAAACAAGAUGGUGGAUACGAGAGCGUGUCAGAAGCCUUCCAGCAGGCAGAACACAUUCCGAGGCAUCCGGUCCUCAAAGUUCCGGCACGUGUAUGGCAAAGGCGCCCGCAAGGAGAACUGCUACGAGAAUGUGCUCAUCACGCAGAAGGCGCACGACACAGCUGCCUGCGCGGUCAACCCAAAGUUUGUGGCCAUCGCUGUGGAAGUGGCAGGAGGAGGAGCCUUCAUAGUGCUGCCUCUUGACAAGACGGGGCGCAUAGACAUCAACACUCCGAAGGUGACGGGACACGCAGGACCGGUGCUGGAUCUCAAGUGGUGUCCCUUUAAUGACAACCUCAUUGCAUCAGGGGCAGAUGACUGUACUAUAAAGUUAUGGCACAUACCGGAUGGAGGACUCAAGGCUAACCUGACAGAGCCCCUGGCCGACCUGCAGGGCCAUCAGCGACGCGUGUCCAUUGUGGAGUGGCACCCGACGGCUGAGAAUGUGUUGUUCUCUGCAGGUUAUGACUAUCAGAUCCUGGUGUGGGACGCUCGCCGAGGAGUCCUCAUGCAGACCCUUGAUCUCCACACCGAUGUGAUAUACAGCCUCUCUCUGAACCGCGACGGCUCCCGCAUGGCUACCACCAGCAGGGACAAGCGCCUCAGAAUUAUUGACCCGCUCUCUGGGAAGGUCCUGCAGGAGGGACUGUGUCAUGAGGGCUCCAAGGCAUGCAAGGCAGUGUACUGUGGGGACAUGGGGCUGGUCUUCACCACGGGCUUCAGUAGGUUUAGUGACCGUCAGUACGGAGUGUGGGACGAGAAGAACCUCAACACUCCCCUUCGUCUUGACACCAUUGACUCCUCUUCAGGGGUGCUGACACCCUUCUAUGACCACGACACAAGGGUGGUCUUUGUGGCCGGCAAGGGAGAUGGUAACAUCCGGUACUAUGAGAUCACAGACAGCCCCCCCUACUGCCACUUCCUCAGCCAGUAUAUAUCAGGAGAACCACAGAGAGGAUUUGGUGUGAUGCCUAAGAGAGGCUGUAAAGUGUCUCAGUGUGAGAUAUUCCGUUUCUACAAAUUGUAUGCCACCAAGGCCAUCUGUGAACCCAUCUCCAUGAUAGUACCCAGGAAGAGUGACCAGUUCCAGCCUGACCUGUACCCUGACACAGCCUCCCCCACACCAGCCAUGUCAGCUGAGGAGUGGUUCGCGGGCACCACCAGAGGGCCAGUUCUGAUGUCAAUGAAGACAGGAAUGACCAUCAAGACUCACCGGCCUCUCCCACUGAGACCAACCGAGUCCUCCUCUGACAAAAAUGCCGACAAGAAGUAUGCUUUCCUCUCCCGGGAGACGCGAGCCGACUACCGGCCGCUGGAGGCAAGUGUCAAGACCUCCAGUAGCACAGACAAAGAUCUCAAGACUUCCACUAAUUUGGACACGAAAUUCCAAGCUCUACAAAAACUCUGGGGAUGCAAUGUUAAGAAUAUGGGAGACAACAAAGAGCAGUGUUCCACCAAUAGCAGUGGGAUUGAAAGUGAAAAGACUUACACAUCCACCAAAAACACCAUCAAUAAAAUGAACAUCAAGUCUGGGGACUCUCCCCACAAGUUGACUAGCUAUGCUAUGCAAGAAAAAGAGAUUGAGAUCUUGGAGAAGCCUUCCCCAAAGACUGAAUCUGAGUCCAACCCCAAUGAAUCACAGGAAGCGGCCGCAGCAGAAGCUCCGUAGAGCAUACACAGCCCAGUGUGAGGAGCUCAAGCUGUUGCGCCGCCAGUUGAUUAUCAAGGACCGGAGGAUCCACGAGCUGGAAGACCAGCUCAACCAAUUCAAGACUCACCAUAAAUAGGAGCACCUGUUUGGCUCAGUGGCCAGGUGUCUGAGCUCAGGCACCAGCACUCUUCACACCCACUGAUUUCAGGCACAGAUGAAGGUGCUGCACACUUUGCAUGUAAUGCAAAUGAAAGUUCACUGCCCAUCAGCACUAAGGGGGUUAUUUUACUGCUGUCAUUAGCUGAGGUGAGCGGCUGUCACAUAGAUAAGUAAGUACCGUAAUCACAUAGCAUACUCACUGCAGGUCACAGGGCAUCAAGGUCAUGUAACCUGCUUGGGUUAGCAGAGAUAUAACAUGUAUCAGGUGGUAGGUGUCCUCACCUCACAAUGGCUCACAGGUAUCCCAAACUUUUUUGUAUAAAUGAUAUAACUGUAAGUGUUUUGCGUGAGUCAAUUUCAACAUCACAGGUUGUUCCUACCUAUCAUAUACAUUAGGUAAAGGUAUAUUGCAAGGAUUCUUCAUUAUAACUAACGAGAUUAGAAAAUAAAUAAAGACGUGCAACAUGUACCAAGAGUUUUCAACAAAUAGUUCAGAACAGAAUGGUAUUUCUGUAUUGCUGGAGCAGCUCGUGGAACCUUUGGUCCACAGACCUGGCAUUUGCUGCUGUGCAAUACGCCGAGUUGUGAUAGGUAGUUUGAUGAAUACUUUGCUGCCUUUUCUGGUUCUCAGUGCAGCUCUUAAAAGGCCUGAAAUUGCAUCCCAUGCUUGACUGUUGCAUCAGCAAAACUUUCACUUAAAAUCCUAAGCUAUUAUGCAAGAGUUCUGCCAUACAGAAUUCUUAUGUGUAGUUUGCUAGAGGCGCAGAAUGAAACUGGUGGUGUUGGCUUGCUUCAGCAGUCUUUGGGGGAUUGAAACUCUUCUCUGUCCUUCACUGCCUUCCUGUAACACUUGUUCAUAGAUAUCAAGCACUUAUGCACAAAGAAUGAAAUAAUUUGAGUUGGACAAUAAGUGUGCCUUCUUACUGCAGUACAGGGAAAUCUUAGUACAGUCAGUGUUUUCAGUUGUUUAUAGCUUGGGUACAGUAACUAAAGGGUGUGAAAAUAAUCUGAGUUUGCUGCCUUGAUGGUUGUGCCAAGAGGAUGAUGACUGGCUGCCCCCCAGGAAUCAGGACUGAGUGGCCUGGUUGAUGGUUAUGAUUAUUGAUAGUAAGGAACUUUUAAGGCAUUGCAGCAUUUCUCAGCCUAAGAAAUAUAAAAAUACUCAAGUUUUCUUGUGAAUGAAAUAAAAAGUAAAUUGUUUUAAAUUAGAAACUGAAUAUCUAAAAUAGCUUGUUAAACUUCUAAAUAGGAUUUUCAACAUCCGUGCAUAAGUGCUGUGCUUUCAUCACUGCUGCUGUAAGCUAGGGUCAGUGACUGUGCAGGGGAACAUGUAAUGAACAAGUAGUAUAACAGUAGGUUGCCCAAAGCCUUGAGCUGCUUGGGAUCUUAUUGAUAAAAAGAACAUUUAUAUACAAGUAGUAUUACUUCUUGAAAGCUUGAUUGAAUCUCUCACUGAAAAAUGCUCAUAAUCUGGUAGUCACUCUUUUAGGAUGCAAUGCAUUUGAUUUUCAUAUAACCUUGCUACUUGCAGACUUUACCCACCAGUAAUUCCUUUUUUUCAUUCCAUGUUCAUGGGUUGUCACAAGGUGAGGUUGCUUUGUGUGGCUAUUUAAAUAUUUAUUGAGCCAAAUUGUAUCAAUGUGAUAACAGUAAUCACCAAAGAGAAAAUGCCAACUCAUACCAUUGUAUUUCCAUUUUAUAUCAUAUAAUGAAAUGGAUGAGGGCUGAGGCAGCUGAGUAAAUCAUUCCUGUGGCAGUCUAUCCACUGGCAGCAAGGGUGGGAGUGUAUCGGGCGACUGCCCAACACACGUCUGCUCCUGCUGCACAAAUUUCUUUGAUUGUCUUGUGCACUCAUCCAUUGCACACUAGAGUUAAUUUGUGUGCCCUCAGUAUAACUGGCAGUUAAUUUAGUGUAUGUACCCAGAUACAUAUACUUGCAUACGUAUGAAUCAAGACUGUCCUUAAGUAUAUAAUGUGAAAUGUUAGGCUUAACCAGUCUGGUAUUGAUGAUUUUAUUAUAUACUUAUGGCAUUAUGUAAUCUGAUGAGUAUUAUUUUUAUAAAUAUUUAUAUGUACUUUUUUUUACACUUGUAUUUUUUAAAUAAUCUGUUUUUUUGGUCUGGAAGUAAUGUUCCUUUCUGUUUGUGGUUGCUUUGGGUCAGUAGUUCAAUAUUUACCAGAGAUGUAGUAAUGUUUUACAAUCUUAGGUUUUUGUGAAACCUUUGGAAGUUUUGUUUGUUAAUAAGGAUUCUUUAUGUUCCUCUUGGGAAUGUUGAAGAUUGGCAAGGGUUACUGUUGGCUCCUCAAGUCUUGGUUCAUUCCCACCCUAUAGUUCACUAAGCACUUAUUUUAAAGGGACAUUUGUAACUAUUACUUUAAACGGUUAUCAUUCCUGCGAGAUCUCAAAACCUGUUUAUUUUAUUUUAUUUUUUAUUUUCAUGACCUUUGUGUAGAUGCUUAAGCCUUACUGUAAAUUCAGAUUACCUUUCUUUUCCAGUUUUGUAAAGUUGGUAUAAAUUUCUUGAUAAUAUUACAUUUUAUUAAGUUUGUUAUUGAAGUUUAUGGCCAAUUUUAAAGAGUACUUAGUCUUGAUCAUGUGUAUUAGAGGUAGGUUUAUUUCCCUUGAUUUCCUUAAACAUAAGAGCUUAAUGAUUUUGAAAAGGAUAAUCAAGUAAGAUUAUUUAAUCAUGGACAAACUUUCUGGCCUGUACAUGGACCCAGAGAAGCAUAAACCUGUGAACCAAACCAGGAAGAGGCACUGUUGCAGGUUAGUCAGCUUUUAGGUAUGAAAAAGAUUUUUGUCAUGGAUUCAUCAAUAUUUGUAUAUCAGGGAUAGUGGAAAGGAAGGACUUUUCCCUGAGGCUAUAUGUAAUUUUGUGUUUGAAAGACUUUGGCAGCAAUUUUCCCAUAUUUUUACAUCUCCGGCACCAGCCGGAACGAAGAUGUGAUUGUCGGUUGUAGACGUGGGAACGUUGGAGUUUUAUUUUAUUUUUUUACUGAAGUAAUUUUAUUUUUUAGAUUUUUAGUAAGACAAAUUAAGGACAGUGAUAUUUUCUUAGAAUCUUAAGUUAGGAUAGCUAUAUUGAAGCCAUCUGCAGUUUUAGUUGUGAUGGUCAGUAUUAAUUUUCACUACUAUUGAAGAGUUGUGUUGGUAAAAGUGUGCACCACAACAAAAACAGGACUAGAAUCGGUAUUGGUACUGACGUUUUUUGACCAGAAGAAAUGCCAAGAUUGAUUUGUGAUUUUUAUAAUGAUAUUUUAACAAUGUAGCUAUUUAUAACUAAUUUGCAUGAUAAUUGACAUGACAAAAGAUGUGAUACAGAUGUACUGAAAAACCAUUAAGGCACAGUGGAUGAUGCUUCACCAGCCUGAAGGACACACCAAGGUUACUAAAAAGACGUUAUUCACUAUAGCAUAAGGCACUCCAUUAUUUUGUCCUUACUAUGUGCAACACAAAUAAAUGGUUGUAAUGGAA